CCCCGGAGCGUUGUCUAUGUCGCACGUCGAUGUAACGUGUAUGGACGACAUUGCAGACGUCUGUGAAGAACAAUCAUGUACAGAAGAUUGCUUCUUUCGCUCUAUCAGACCCGCAACCGUGCAAUAUACAGGCGUGAGGCAUGUGUAUUGACAACAAAAUGUGACACAGUGACACUCCCUUUUAGGGUUGCGAAUGGAGUGGCGUUUAGGACACUUGGAACAACGUCAACCACAUACUGCGAAAAAAAAGAAGGGUCGCUUCAUCCUAAAAAAGAUAUCGAUAACAAUGCUAAGAAAGAUGGUGAAUCGGAAGCAGCGAAUGUGGGAGAAAAGAAGGUUGAACCCCCCGAAGAGGACAGGAUGACGGUAGAGUCUGUGGGGCAAAUGGGUGAAAUUAAGACGGAGGCAGAACAUGUAAAUCAGUUGAGGAAUGAAACUAAAAAUGUAAUCUUAGAAGGGGCAAUUAAACACGAAGAAAAUAAGAACAUAGAUGCUAAAAAGCUGACGGUAGAAGUUCAGAUGGAGGCAGAGACUGUCACCCAGUUGAGGGAUGGAAUCAAAAGUGAAAUCUUACAAGAGGCAACUAAACACGAAGAAAUGAAGCAUACAGACUCCGAAGAGCAGAGUGCAAAGUUUAAAAUGGAGACUGAAAAUGUCACCGAGGUUAGGAAUGAAAUUGAAAGCGUUAAUUUCCAAGAGGUAACUGAGAAGAUAGAAAUGGUAGAGGUUAAGAUGGAUGCAGAAAAUGUUAUUCAGUUUGCAGAUGAAAUUAAAAGCGGAAUCUCACAAGAGGUAACUGGGAAGAUAGAAGUGGAAGAGGUUAAGAUGGAUGCAGAAAAUGUCAUUCAGUUGGUAGAUGAAAUUAAAAGCGUUAACUUCGAAGAGGUAACUGGGAAGAUAGAAGUGGAAGAGGUUAAGAUGGAUGCAGAAAAUGUCAUUCAGUUGGCAGAUGAAAUUAAAAGCGUUAACUUCCAGGAGGUAACUGAGAAGAUAGAAGUGGUAGAGGUUAAGAUGGAUGCAGAAAAUGUCAUUCAGUUGGCAGAUGAAAUCAAAAGCGUUAACUUCCAAGAGGUAACUGAGAAGAUAGAAGUGGUAGAGGUUAAGAUGGAUGCAGAAAAUGUAAUUCAGUUUGCAGAUGAAAUGAAAAGCGGAAUCUCACAAGAGGCAACUGAACACAAAGAAGGUAUGGAAACAGCUGAAGAGCCAGCACCAGUAGUAAACAUGGAGGUUAGCAAGACAGAAGAGCAUACAGCUCAGACAGUGAAGGAGGGAUUAAAACACCAAACCGAGGAACCAGUGAAGAACGUGAAGGAAAGCCUGCUGGACCUCCUGGGAGCUAUGAAGGUUGAGAUAACCACCAAGAAGAGCAUCAAAGCCUUGAAAGUGCAGAGCAGGUCGAAUUCUGUGGCCAGGCCCAAACCUGCAGAAAUGGAGAGCACAAUCAGCAUGUUUCAGGAAGCCAGCUCUCCCGCUCCACCCCAAAGUGAGAGUACGGAGAUGAUGGCUGCUGUGUCAGCCGCGGCGUCCACUCUGCCGAACCCCCCUCAGGCAGAGUCUGAGCUGCUGAGGCAGCUGAAGCAACAAGAGGCCCUUGCAGACGCCCAGAAGACCGGCGAUGUCACCAACAUUGGGAAUAUUAUUGCUGACAUGAAAGUGGGGAAGCGACCGAGCCCCAGACAGAAUGCCUGGUCGACCAAUCAGAUCCGCUUUGACGAAGAUGAGAAGUCCACCCUUGACAGGGGCAUCAUGGCCGAGAUGGAAGGAGCGAGGGGAAGGAGGAGCCUGUUUUCCAGGAAGAGGAUGAACAUCUUUAACCCCACUACCGAGAAGCCUGCCGAGGCAGACACACACUCUGCUUCACCAACCCUAUGGGACAUCGAGUUAGCAAACGAAGUUGCCCUGUCAGCCAAUCUGAAGUCCCGAAAUGGACUUGAGGAGAUGAUUAAGUGGACCAGGGAAGGCAGGCUGUGGCAGUAUCCAAUCAACAACGAGGCUGGGCUGGAGGAGGAGGCUGGCGUUCCCUUCCAUGAGCACGUGUUCCUGGAGAGGCAUCUGGAGGAGGGCUUCCCCCGCCAGGGCCCCGUUCGCCACUUCAUGGAGCUGGUGUUGGUGGGCCUGUCCCACAACCCUCACCUGACCGUGAGCCAGAAGGAGCAGCACAUAACCUGGUUCAGGGACUACUUUCAGCAGAAGGAAGAGGUACUGAAAGAAGCAGAGGUUUACCUCAACUGACCUGGACAGAGGUCAUCCAGGGUCGAGUGAAUGAUCACCAGGAGAGGACGUGCCUACCGUUGAACCGGCCCUGCUGUGGAGCGGUGAUGGGUUGAACCGUUCACCUGAAAGGCUGUUGAGAGGCUUAACAGAAAGCCUGGACUCCAAAAUCAUUAACAUAAUAUUAUAUUAACUGGUUUAUAAAUGUUAAUAUAUUAUUCAAAACAUGUUGUCUGUUUCUUCGUGUCUGAAACUUGUCUGAGAAUGUGUCUUUCUUUUAAUACAGAUUUGUUAUCGAAGUAGCCAUGAUACUGUUUGAAAAAUAAACAAUGUACAUUCAAAA
This is a messenger RNA of Hypomesus transpacificus, 2554 nucleotides long. It is a transcript of the gene mrps31, whose product is annotated as mitochondrial ribosomal protein S31. Bases 76 to 2232 code for a protein of 718 amino acids. Gene Ontology annotation, molecular function: structural constituent of ribosome. NCBI's taxonomy places the organism in Eukaryota, Metazoa, Chordata, Actinopteri, Osmeriformes, Osmeridae. Gene Ontology annotation, cellular component: mitochondrial small ribosomal subunit. The record is from RefSeq and is a predicted model, not a curated record. The transcript has 7 exons.